Molecule: messenger RNA, 2165 nt
Organism: Hypoxylon fragiforme
Lineage: Eukaryota; Fungi; Ascomycota; Sordariomycetes; Xylariales; Hypoxylaceae
Exons: 6
Coding region: 273-2009 (578 amino acids)
Source: RefSeq, a predicted model, not a curated record
CCAUCUUGUAUUUAUAUACAUGUCUCAGAGCUCAGCCUUUCUUAACAUAUAACAUUAAUUACCUCGACUUAUUACAAAAUGUCGUAUAGCCUAUAUUUAGCUGAGGCAGACAGGUAAAAAAAAACACUAUAGACAUAUACCAGCAGUACUUAGCUAUUUAUCGAGUUAGGGUCAUAAAGUUACUGCCCUUAUUUAAGCCGGCAGCAUCAUCGUCAUAUCUAUUACGACUUCUACAUUGCUGAUAUACACCCCUUCACAAAAAAUCGAACGCAAUGCCUCAACCUACUUACUGCUCACAUCAACCUUCAAACCCACUCGAAAUAAAUUCCGAGCCAGAUAUUUCAGGACUUGGCGUUCUUAUCGGGUUCGUCUCAACUGCUUACCUAUUACUCCUCAUUAUCUUGAUAUAUUAUGUAUUUGGCUAUGACCCAACGAGCAAUCCCUUCGGAACCACAGAAAACAAUCCCCUUAGCACACGAAACCGACCGAACCCAGUUGAUCAGCUCGUACUAAAGGUCACAAGGAGGCUAUUCUGCUUAAAUGUCCUGCAGUGGCAGGGCUUAUAUAAAAAUGGGCUUUUGACGGCCAUUUUCGACAAGUGCGUGGUAAACAUGGCCGACAUUCAGAUCUUAAACGGUCUAGCAGUUUUGAUCACAGGUUUAGCCCUUCUCCCUCAAAGGUUAUCCGCCUUGCAUUGGAAAAUGAUCGUCUACUUGGCAUGGUUCUCUUUCAUAGCCAAUAUCUCAGCUCUCACAUUUCUCCGGAGCUAUCUGAUUCACCAUCCAUUCGAGAGAGUAUGGAGACUUGGAUCUACGUUUGUCCUUCUGCUGAUUCUAACGGUUGCUCUCGUUCCCACUGGGCACUUCUCUUGGGACUCUGAUGCUCGGUAUUACAAUAAUUACAUAGAAGAUGCAGCUCCGUCCGCUUACGCAAUAUGCCACUUUAAUACCAACUUCACCGACUCCCGUACCUACUUCUAUGAGAGAAGAGUUCAAGGCAAGAACUCCAUGCUCUUCUCGAUACUCUUGAUAGUAUUUGGUUAUACAGUCAGGGUAUUCAAAUUGUACCGUUAUGGCGGCCAUGCCGGUUCGGAGUCCUUCUCAGUGUCCGCCGUGCUUGUGGAGAGAUGCCUGAAAAGUGCGGCAAUGCUACAACGACUUAUAGGAAGCGCAUCGUUUCUAGAAAUAGCUGCCUCCAAUAUGAUAGUAGCCUCUCACUUUGUCGUCUGCGUCUGGAUUGACAUAUACAGUUCAAUGGCUUCAGAUAUAUUUAUGCUAGUCAUUUCGAUAACCUGGGGAACCAUAAGAAUCUACGAACUUGAACAAAUUUUGGGACAAACCACCGCUUAUGAAGAAGACCCGGGCUGGUCAUUCGGACAGAUACUUCCUGUUCUCCUAACAGCCGGACCAAUUCUGAUUUUGAUACGAUCUGCAUGGGAGGCGGUUUCAUCCGUAUCACACGAGACGCCCCACACAAAUCCAAGCGAGCCGACACGCACUGCUUCAGAUACAGAGGAGGUUGGUAUCGUCCCGGAACAUAACCAGAGGCUCUCGUCGAAUAUGUUGAGCGUACAGGUUGAAAGCCCGGAGCGCUGGAUACUAAGCCCGAACCGCUUUACUGAAUACUACGAAAAGAGCUCUUGGAUGUGUUGGACGCCCGCCAUAUGUGCUACCUAUAUCUUAUGCCCGAUAGUAUACCUACUUGCAUCAGAAUAUGAUCCCUUCUACCUCAUUAAGGACCUUUCCCUCUGGUUCGUCCUACAGCAAGGGGCAUUCCUUCAAUGCUACAUUUUACUCUGCUCCUUCGUCACCAUGAAAUGGAAGCAUCCUACGGCACACAUUGCCAAAACCUUGUUUGCUUUAACUGAAAUAGCAAUUUCUAUCCUCACAUCUCGGGGUGCUGGGCCCUGGUCUUUAUUUGCCGUUGGCGGCACUUUUAGCAUGUUCGUUAUUACCCUGAUCAGUGCCAAGCUAUUACGGAAAGUACGAAAAGUUGACAGUGUGAGAUGAAUCUCUGCCACAUGAUCUAAUGUGUGGAGCUUUCACUCAACCUGUCCAACUAGCAGGAUGAACGUCAAGGCAACAAAACAUACUGGGACCUACGGCACUGAACCUCGAGGGGUUCAUUCGUGGACAGAGCUGUGAAUAGCAGCUCUCGAAGUUUCA